UCGAAAUAGAAAAAAGUCUAACACUUUAUGAAAAAAUGGGAGAAACCAUUUCUGCUGCAGCUUCAUCCUCAGCAUCUAAAUUGAAGAAUCAAGAAGAUAGUUUUUACCUUCAUAUGCAUCCUCACGAGCUACACUUUCCACUUGAAUUGAAGAAAAAUAUCUCAUGUUGUUUGCAGUUGUCCAACAAGUCAGAUAAUUAUUUGGCUUUCAAGGUUAAAACUACAAUUCCUGAGAAAUAUUGUGUUAGGCCUAAUAUUGGAGUUAUGUUGCCUAUGUCUACUUGUGAUAUUAUAGUUACAAUGCAAGCCCUAGAGGAGGCACCUCCUGACAUGCAAUGCAAAGAUAAGUUUCUCCUUCAAAGCAUAGUUGCAAGGCCUGGAGCUACCACUAAAGAUAUCACUUCAGAUAUGUUUUAUAAAGAUUCCGGAUAUGAAGUUAAAGAGUCCAAAUUUAGAGCUGUUUGUGUUGCUCCUCCUCCUUCUCCUAACCCACCAUUAUCAGUUCAUGCAUCUGAAUCUUUAGAUCAGGAAAAGAAACAAAUUUCAGAGUUAACUGAAGAGAGAGAUUAUCUUAAGAAGGGAAAUAAAAGGCUUCAGCAAGCACUGGCAGAACUACAAAUUUCAAAGUUAACUAAGGAGAGAAAUGAUGUUAAUGAGAAAAAUAAAAAGCUUGAGCAAGAAGUGAAUACCUUGAUUGUGAAGAGUCAGGCGCGUCAGGCCAAAAACGAUUGUUGCUGUUGUAUAUUGUAGAUAACUUGAUGAAAUUAUCAUGGUCAGUCAUGAGGCGUAAGAGACGUAAUAAUAUUAUUUUAAAAAUAAUAUAUUACUCCCAACUCCAUAAAAUAACUUUAUCUCUCUUCAAAAGAUAUAUGUUUAUUAACUUAUUGGUUGGAUGGAUCACCCUUGAAGUUGCCAACAAACUAAUAAAAAUUGUUCUAUUUUUUAGGGAAACGAAAGUGGAUAAAUUUUUUAUUUGUUCAACAUUAAGGCACGUAUCUGUGUUGUUAUUUGUUCAAUCAAAUCAUACUAAAUAUAUAGCUGUAAAGAUAUUGAAGGAACUAAUGGAAAAGAUGGCAUCAAAAUAUGAUUUUACAUUGA
Medicago truncatula (barrel medic) is the source of this 1097-nucleotide messenger RNA. RefSeq names its product vesicle-associated protein 3-1. The coding region runs from base 36 to 749 and encodes 237 amino acids. Lineage: Eukaryota; Viridiplantae; Streptophyta; Magnoliopsida; Fabales; Fabaceae. The transcript is spliced from 8 exons. Gene Ontology annotation, cellular component: endoplasmic reticulum membrane; plasma membrane. Gene Ontology annotation, biological process: endoplasmic reticulum membrane organization. The record is from RefSeq and is a predicted model, not a curated record.